AUGCACAGGGUAAAAGACACAAAGGAGCUCCUCCAGAUCUACCGUGAUGCAGAAGGACCGACCAACCGGGCCCUGGCUGAGCAAGCUUGGCACGAAGAGGUUGCACACAUUUUCCUCCGCCGUCUCGACUUUAUGCAUGCCAGCCAAUAUGCAAAGUUUUUCAAGAUUAUCAGUAAUGCGAUAAAGGACUCAGCCAAUUGCUUUGUCUUCCUCGAGCAGUUAGACCCAAACAUGUCUUAUACGAUCACAUGUUAUAGCAAGUCCAACAAGUCCUCUGUUCAGUUUCGCAACAUUGACGAUCUGCGGUCCAAUAACACCAUACCUGAUGAGGACCAGGAGAGUCGCCAGUACCAUAUCACGUUUAUGGGGGACGGCGGGGUUCCAAAUACGGGUAAGGUGGAUGUCAGCGAGUUAGCGAGAAAGUACAUUCUUCGGCGAAAGAUGUCCGAGCCAAAGGGCCAAGACGAGGAGGGAGAGCCUGAGAUCGACGGCGAGCAACGCGGCAAGAAAAGAAGGAUGUUGGAUAAGGGGGUGUCCAGGCCCGCCUAUGAACAGCUUUAG
Messenger RNA from Diaporthe batatas, 561 nucleotides. RefSeq lists its product as uncharacterized. Bases 1 to 561 code for a protein of 186 amino acids. The record is from RefSeq and is a predicted model, not a curated record. NCBI's taxonomy places the organism in Eukaryota, Fungi, Ascomycota, Sordariomycetes, Diaporthales, Diaporthaceae. The transcript has 2 exons.